This is a messenger RNA of Ictalurus furcatus (blue catfish), 1281 nucleotides long. RefSeq names its product cholecystokinin b (gene cckb). Lineage: Eukaryota; Metazoa; Chordata; Actinopteri; Siluriformes; Ictaluridae. The record is from RefSeq and is a predicted model, not a curated record. Bases 674 to 1006 code for a protein of 110 amino acids. Gene Ontology annotation, molecular function: neuropeptide hormone activity. The transcript has 3 exons. Gene Ontology annotation, biological process: digestion. Gene Ontology annotation, cellular component: axon; extracellular region.
CGGGGCUGGGGCUUGGAAUCCUGCCUCCGCUCUGCGUAUGCAGAGUUUGCAUGUUCUCCCCAUGCUUCGGGGGUUUCCUCUGGGUACUCCGGUUUCCUCCUCUAGUCCGAAGCCAUGCGCUGUAGGCUGAUUAGCAUGUCCAAGUUGUCCAUAGUGUGUGAGUGUGUGUGUGUGAUUGUGCCCUGGGAUGGGUUGAAACCCAGUGAUAGGCUCCAGGCUCCCCGUGACCCUGUGUAGGAUAAGUGGUACGGAAUAUGGAUGGAUGGAUGUAAAUACUGGAAAGAAGAAGUCCUUAAGGGAGAGAUAAAAGUGGUUUAUAGACAUGCAUAAAUUUACCCAGUGAUCAAAACGCAUGUGCCGACCCUCUCCCUCUGUUAUACUGCGUUUGUAAAGCAUAUCAAUGAUUAUACAGUGAAUUAUUGGAGGAGUUCAUGUUUGCCAUUUUCACUGGGCAAACUUUUUAUUAUUAUUAUUCUCUCAGUUAUUUACAUGUGCUGACGUACAGAGGGAGAACAGCAAUAGAGCAACUGUGUGUGUGUGUGUGUGUGUGUGUGUGUGUGUGUGUGUGAUUACGUCACAGCUGGUAGGCUUUAUAAAUGUCGCUCGCUUUUCUUCAUGAGAACAACUGCUUUCACUCUCAUACAAGCAGGACACGCUCCUCAACAAGGAAAGGAUGAACUGCGGUGUGUGUGUGUGCGUGCUUCUGGCCGCCCUCUCAGUCACCUUUGCGGCUCGCACCCGCUCCUCUCCAGCACAGGAAGAGAACGACGCUCUGCCCUCGCAGAUGGACUCCAGCGUGAGCGCGGGACACGACACCAACCCCCGUGCCAACCUCAACGAGCUGCUGGCCAGACUUAUCUCCAGGAAAGGUUCUGUUCGUCGGAACUCAAUGGCGAACAGCAAGGCGAGCGCUUUGAGCGCUAACCACCGGAUAAAAGACCGGGACUACCUGGGCUGGAUGGACUUCGGUCGCCGAAGUGCCGAGGAAUAUGAUUACUCCUCAUGAGGGGCCAUGCCUCACUCCUCACUUUCCCAAAUAAAGAAUAUAUUUAUUACUAUUCACCCUCUUCUUAUAAUGAUGCUGAUGUAUUUGAUGUACAUGUUUGUAAAUUGAUGAUGCAAUAUACACUUAUGCCAAAUUUUUUCAGAACGUUUUUUUUUUUGUCGUUUGCUUUUGUGGUCUUGUGUGUGACUGAGGAAGAGAAAGCUGGUCUGGGUGACACAGUGCUGUAGAUGUGUUUCCAAUAAACCGGGUCAGAAUUCGACUUUGGCCUCAAACCA